This is a messenger RNA of Rana temporaria (common frog), 5611 nucleotides long. RefSeq names its product calcium dependent secretion activator (gene CADPS). NCBI's taxonomy places the organism in Eukaryota, Metazoa, Chordata, Amphibia, Anura, Ranidae. Gene Ontology annotation, cellular component: glutamatergic synapse. The transcript has 36 exons. Gene Ontology annotation, biological process: positive regulation of exocytosis; synaptic vesicle exocytosis; dense core granule exocytosis. The coding region runs from base 198 to 4574 and encodes 1458 amino acids. The record is from RefSeq and is a predicted model, not a curated record.
CUCCUUUCUCCAGUCACAUUACAGGGGAGGAGAGAGUUAAACACGUAAGCAGCACCGCCGAUGCCUCCUAGUCUGCACUUGGCUGCACCACCGCCAGGUCCUCCUGCCUGAUCCGGAUCUCUGUCCCCCCUCGUCCUCGGUCUGUCGGUCGGUCGGAUCUAGUCACCCCUCGCACACCCCCCGGCGGAGAGGACACCAUGCUGGACCCGUCUUCCAGCGAGGAGGAAUCGGAUGAGAUUGUAGAAGAAGAAUGUAAGGAGGUUCUGGCUCCCAGUACCGGGGCCCGGCUCUCCCCCAGCCGGACCAGCGAGAGCUCCGGGGGUGGAGGAGGAGGCGGAGGAGGAGGGGGUCUGCAGCCCAGCAGCCGGAGCAGCAGUGUGCGGCCGUCCAGCCCCAGCCCGUCCGUGGUCAGUGAGAAGGAGAAGGAAGAGCUGGAGAGGCUGCAGAAGGAGGAAGAAGAGAGGAAGAGGAAGCUGCAGCUCUAUGUGUUUGUAAUGAGAUGUAUCGCCUAUCCCUUCAAUGCCAAGCAACCUACCGACAUGGCCAGGAGGCAGCAGAAGAUUAGUAAGCAGCAACUGCAGACUGUUAAGGAUCGUUUCCAAGCCUUCUUCAAUGGAGAAACACAGAUUGUGGCUGAUGAGGCCUUUAUGAAUGCAGUACAGAGUUACUAUGAGGUUUUUCUGAAGAGUGACCGCGUGGCAAGAAUGGUGCAAAGCGGGGGCUGCUCCGCCAAUGACUCCCGUGAGGUCUUCAAAAAACACAUAGAAAAAAGGGUAAGGAGUCUCCCGGAGAUCGACGGCCUCAGCAAGGAGACUGUUCUGAGCUCCUGGAUCGCUAAAUUUGACGCCAUCUACCGAGGAGAAGAAGACCCCCGGAAACAGCAAGCCAGGAUGACCGCCAGCGCCGCAUCGGAACUUAUCCUCAGCAAGGAACAGCUAUACGAAAUGUUCCAGCAGAUUCUGGGGAUCAAGAAGUUUGAACAUCAGCUGCUCUACAAUGCAUGCCAGUUGGACAAUCCAGAUGAACAAGCUGCCCAGAUAAGACGUGAAUUAGAUGGUCGUCUACAAAUGGCAGAUCAAAUUGCAAGAGAGCGCAAAUUUCCAAAAUUUGUGUCCAAAGAAAUGGAAAACAUGUACAUUGAGGAGCUUAAAUCUUCGGUUAAUCUGCUAAUGGCGAAUUUGGAGAGCAUGCCAGUGUCAAAAGGCGGCUCUGAAUUCAAGCUCCAGAAGCUGAAACGCAGCCACAACACAUCCAUCAUUGACAUGGGGGAAGAGAAUGAAAACCAGCUCUCCAAGUCCGACGUGGUCCUCUCUUUCAGCUUAGAGGUUGUAAUAAUGGAGGUCCAAGGGUUGAAGUCUCUAGCACCAAACCGCAUUGUGUAUUGUACAAUGGAAGUGGAAGGAGGUGAAAAGCUGCAGACUGACCAGGCAGAAGCUUCUAAACCAACCUGGGGGACACAAGGGGACUUUAGCACCACACAUGCGCUGCCUGCUGUCAAGGUCAAGCUUUUUACAGAGAGCACUGGAGUGCUGGCACUGGAGGAUAAGGAACUUGGACGGGUCGUUUUACACCCAACACCCAACAGUCCCAAACAAUCAGAGUUGCACAAAAUGUCAGUGUCCAAAAACUGCCCUGAUCAUGAUCUUAAAAUAAAGUUAGCAGUCCGAAUGGAUAAACCUCAAAACAUGAAACAUUGUGGGUAUUUAUGGGCAAUUGGGAAAAAUGUGUGGAAAAGAUGGAAAAAACGCUUUUUUGUCUUGGUCCAGGUUAGCCAGUACACAUUCGCUAUGUGCAGUUACAGAGAGAAAAAAGCAGAACCACAGGAACUUCUACAACUUGAUGGCUACACAGUGGAUUACACAGAUCCACAGCCAGGCUUGGAAGGAGGCCGCUCAUUCUUCAAUGCAGUGAAGGAAGGUGAUACAGUGAUCUUUGCAAGUGAUGAUGAGCAAGACAGAAUUUUGUGGGUCCAAGCAAUGUACCGAGCCACUGGCCAGUCACACAAACCUGUGCCGCCGACUCAGGUUCAAAAACUUAACGCAAAAGGAGGAAAUGUACCACAGCUCGAUGCACCUAUAUCUCAGUUCUCUGGACCGAAGGAUGCUGACAGAGCCCAAAAACAUGGCAUGGAUGAAUUUAUCUCCUCAAACCCGUGCAACUUUGACCACGCCACCCUGUUUGAGAUGCUUCAGCGACUUACACUGGACCACAGACUUAGUGACUCAUAUUCCUGCUUGGGUUGGUUCAGUCCUGGUCAGGUGUUUGUCCUCGAUGAAUACUGCGCGCGCUAUGGAGUAAGAGGCUGCCAUCGACACCUUUGUUAUCUAAGUGAUUUACUGGAGAGAGCAGAAAAUGGAGCCAUGGUUGACCCAACUUUACUCCAUUAUAGCUUCGCCUUCUGUGCAUCACAUGUACAUGGCAAUAGCCCACUAAUGGCAGAAUUACUUGGUGGCUCACAGCAAAAUGCUGAGAGUGAGGGAGGCAAAGUGCCUAGCCCUUCUGGGAUUGAACCAGAGAUUAAGAGAGAUUCUAAAAGGGAUUCUAAAAAACGAAAAGAUUCCAAAUCUCAGCCGAAUCCUGAACCUAAAAGGCCUGAUGGCAUCGGAACGGUUACAGUUGAAGAAAAAGAGCGAUUUGAAGAAAUCAAGGAAAGACUUCGCUUGUUGCUGGAAAAUCAAAUCACACAUUUUAGGUAUUGCUUUCCAUUUGGCCGACCAGAAGGAGCAUUAAAAGCAACUUUAUCCUUGUUGGAGAGGGUUUUAAUGAAAGAUAUAGUUACUCCAGUUCCUCAAGAGGAUGUGAAAAAUGUUAUCCGGAAAUGCCUGGAGCAAGCUGCUUUAGUCAACUACACAAGACUAUCAGAAUAUGCCAAAAUUGAAGGGAAAAAGAGAGAAAUGUAUGAACACCCUGUCUUCUGCUUGGCCUCCCAAGUGAUGGAUUUAACCAUUCAGAAUCAAAAGGAUGCAGUUCAUCGGCCUAAACCAAAGCCAUCACCUGUGCCUCCAUCCAUUCAAACCCAAGCUAACAUGUUAAAUCAAAGGCUGAAAGGCAUGCCUAAACCAAUACCAAAAAAUGUAGGUCGGUUAGUAACUCCUGCCAAAAAACUUGAAGACACAAUACGACUUGCAGAAUUGGUCAUCGAAGUUCUCCAGCAAAAUGAAGAACACCAUGCAGAGGGGAAAGAGGCAUUUGCUUGGUGGUCAGACCUUAUGGUAGAACAUGCAGAGACAUUCCUCUCGCUCUUUGCGGUGGACAUGGAUGCAGCGUUGGAGGUGCAGCCGCCAGACACCUGGGACAGCUUUCCUUUGUUCCAGCUUAUAAACGAUUUCCUUCGCGCUGACUAUAAUUUAUGCAAUGGAAAAUUCCACAAACAUCUCCAAGACCUGUUUGCUCCACUUGUUGUCAGAUAUGUCGACCUCAUGGAAUCCUCAAUUGCACAAUCAAUUCACAGGGGCUUUGAGCGUGAAUCGUGGGAGCCAGUAAAGAGUUUAACAAGUAAUCUGCCCAAUGUGAAUCUUCCAAAUGUGAAUCUCCCUAAAGUACCUGUAGCCCUACCAGUUAACCUCCCACAAAUGCCUAGCUUUUCUGCACCGUCAUGGAUGGCUGCAAUUUAUGAUUCUGAUAAUGGAUCAGCCACAUCAGAAGACUUAUUUUGGAAACUUGAUGCCCUACAAACGUUUAUUCGUGACCUCCACUGGCCUGAGGAAGAGUUUGGGAAGCACUUGGAACAGCGCCUUAAACUGAUGGCAAGUGACAUGAUUGAGUCAUGUGUCAAAAGGACUAGAAUUGCAUUUGAGGUGAAGUUACAGAAAACCAGCCGAUCGACAGACUUCCGGGUGCCGCAGUCUAUCUGUACCAUGUUUAAUGUUAUGGUUGAUGCAAAAGCGCAAUCAACAAAACUUUGUAGUAUGGAAAUGGGACAAGAGUUUGCUAAACAGUGGCACCAGUACCAUUCAAAAAUUGAUGAGCUAAUUGAAGAAACAGUUAAAGAAAUGAUAACACUUUUAGUUGCAAAGUUUGUGACUAUUUUAGAAGGAGUACUGUCCAAACUUUCCAGAUAUGAUGAAGGAACCUUAUUUUCUUCAUUUUUAUCAUUUACUGUCAAAGCAGCUUCCAAGUAUGUGGAUGUUCCAAAACCUGGAAUGGACGUCGCCGAUGCCUAUGUUACAUUUGUGCGUCACUCUCAGGAUGUCCUUCGUGACAAGGUCAAUGAGGAGAUAUAUAUAGAAAGGUUAUUUGAUAAAAGGCUGGAUGAUAAUUGUUCUGUCAUGUGCCUGAGAAUUUUUGAGCAAUGGUACACCAGUUCAAUGAAUGUUGUUUGCACCUGGCUUACUGACCGUAUGGAUCUACAGCUUCAUAUUUAUCAGCUGAAAACCCUCAUUAGGAUGGUCAAGAAAACAUAUCGCGAUUUCCGAUUGCAAGGUGUCUUGGACUCCACAUUAAACAGCAAGACGUAUGAUACCAUUAGGAAUCGGUUAACAGUGGAGGAAGCAACGGCUUCCGUUAGCGAAGGAGGCGGGCUUCAAGGAAUUACAAUGAAGGACAGUGACGAAGAAGAUGAAGAGGAUGAUUAAAUAUAUGAAAAUAGAGGCUCAAUGGGAUGUAGCCACCCCAGGUCCCCAGUGCAUGUCUGUUAGCCACAUUAGGGAAUUUUCUGUCUGCUCCAACUGCCCAUAAAAACUCUACCAAUACGAUUGUCAUUCUAGCUGUGUAAUUUAAAAAAAAGAAUACCUGAACGCACUACAUUUGGUUCAUAGGUUUCCUAUCUUCAAAUCUAUAGGUUCAUGAGCAAUAUAGAGCACCAUUGUUUAAUACUGUUAAUUGAUCUAUAUAGGAAACAUGCUAAAUAUGUCCCUGUUCUCAGCAAAAAUAUCCAAUGCUUCAUUCCUGUAAUGUAUAUAUGUUGAUGGUAAAAUUGUUGUGCCUAUGAGUGAGUAGUUAUGUCAUUUUUGUUGCGUGGAUGCCACCUGCUCAUCAUAAACAAAACAAAAUCUAAAGGCUUUGUUUUCAAAGAAGAGGCUACACCCAACGAGGUUUAACUAUGGCAAUCCAUUCAAUACCGAAUUCAGCUCAUCCCGAAAUCUAAGUUAUACUCUUUUACUUGAACAUCCUGUUAGUUAACUAGAGGUUACAUAUCAGCGGAUUAGUAUUCCAAAAAAAAACUACAACUGUUCUACUUGUCGUAGAUAUGAGACAUCCGAAAACUGAACAAGCUACUGUUGAAAAAAAAUAUAUAAAACAGUUUUAUGUUUAUGUCUUCACUUUAAAUGUUACAUUUUGUUUAGGUUUUAAUAAAAGUGUAUGUAAAAAAACACAAAAAAAAGACAACUUUAAUAACAGACUUAGACUAUAAACUGUGUUUAUAAGACUAUACAAUACUUAUUUCCGUAGAUUGUAACCUUAAUUUACAUUAUUUUGUGUUUCACAAUUGUUUUUAUAUCUGCCAUGUACAUUGCAUUUUGACCAGUAACUGCAUGUCAACAGGGUCCCUCAAGAAGCUUUUUAUCUGUGUAAAAUAGUGGAUCCAUCUUGCUUUUGCCUUACAAGAGCCUACAGUUGUAAAAGUGUAAGGACUGUGGCUUCUCAAUAAAUAACUAUUCAGAUGUCCUAA